UGAAACAGCUCCGUCUUUAGUUCGUGUUUGGGGAGAUGGCAGCUGGAUCUGUUGUACUUAAGUCUUCUUCAUGUGCUGAAACAAAUGUGCAAGAAAAGUAAUCAAGCUAAUACUAAUGUUAUGCUUUUAUAUGAUGUACUCGUGUCACCUUGUUAAACGAAAUCCUCAAUCAAUGAACAUGUAAACAUUACUGUUGGACACAUGAUGUCCCCUGAGAUUAUAUGAUAAAAAGUCCAACUUUAUGUCCUUGCACUUGAGGUUUAGACGCACACUGCUCCAAGAAAUGAAGAGAACACUUAAUCAUAACAUUAUAAGACUGAGUCAGUGAAACUUCAGGGACACCAAUCUAUCCAGUUAGGAAGCGCAAGCGAUUCUGAAUCAAUGUCCUCUGCUUUGGUGCAAAUUAAGUGACUACAGGUGCGAUGGAGAUUUUUGAUCAGGUUGCACAGGUAGUCCAGCUCCUGCAGGAUGAAAAUCCAUAAGUGCGCUCGCAAAAAGGACUGUGUGUCUCCCAGUAUAGCCUCAAGAGCAUGGAGGAGACACCAGGAGACCGGCUGCUACACAAGGAGAGCUGGACAGGGCCAUAGAAGGGCAUCAACCCAGCAGCAGGACAUGUAUCUGCUCCUUUGUGCGAGGAGGAACAGGAGGAGCCCUGCCAGAGCCCUACAACAUGACCUCCAGCAGGCUACUGGUAUGUGUGUGGCAGGAGCUCCAGGCAGUGAGGACAGAGAUCUCUGAGCUGGAGAAGCUGAAGAGACACAUCAGUGACACAGUCAAAGCUCUAGUGAAGAAGAAUGACAAGAAAGCUCUUGCCAAUCUUCAGGAGUACACCCAGGCUCUGCAGAAGGGCCGAGAGAUUCGCAGCAGGCUGAAUCAGCUCUACACUGCAGACACCGAGCUGGAUCAGGAGCACUACAGCCGAGCGCUCAGAUUGCCCAACACAACACACCCUGACGUGCCAGUUGGAGAUGAGAGCCAGGCGAGGGUGGUGGAGCUGGUCGGAGAGAAACCUGCGUUUGACUUCAAGCCAAGGGGCCACGUAGAACUGGGUGAGGAGUUGGGUCUCAUCAGGCAGAGGCAUCUAGCUCACGUUUCAGGCCACAGGUCCUAUUAUCUGAGGGGAGCAGGGGCCAGACUUCAGAUCGCACUUCAAAACUUCGCCCUCGACACACUGCAGCAACGGGGCUUCAUUCCCAUGGUUGUCCCUGACGUGCUGAAGGGGGCAGUGUUUGAAGGUUGUGGGAUGCAGCCCAAUGCUCACCGCUCUCAGGUCUACUCCCUGGACCCGGCUCGGUUCGCGGAUCUCAACCUGGCUGGGACUGGAGAGGUCGGGACAGCAGGCUAUUUCAUGGAUCAUGCAGUAAACUGGAAGGAUCUACCUGUCAGGUCGGUGUGCAGCAGCACCUGCUACAGAGCAGAGACUGACACCGGCAGAGAGACGUGGGGCCUCUACAGAGUUCAUCACUUCACCAAGGUGGAGAUGUUUGGAGUGACAGCAGAUGAGACAGGAGAGGAGAGCUCUCAGCUGCUGCAGGAGUUUGUCUCCUUGCAGAAAGAGAUGUUCUCUUCACUGGAGUUACACUACAGAGUGCUGGACAUGCCGACACAGGAACUGGGUCCUCCUGCUUACAGGAAGUAUGACAUAGAAGCCUGGAUGCCAGGGAGGAACAGUUACGGAGAGAUUUCCAGCGGCUCCAACUGCACAGACUACCAGAGCAGACGCCUCAACAUCCUGUAUGAGAGAGAAGACGGCAGCCUGCAGUACGCCCACACAGUGAAUGCUACAGCAUGUGCCAUCCCCCGAACCAUCAUCGCGAUCCUGGAGACGCAUCAGACCAAAGAGGGAACAGUGCGUGUGCCCCGAGCCCUGCAGCCUUAUUUGGGUCUAGAAGUGAUCGAGAAGCCAAUGUACUCUGCACUGAAAUACAUUGGACCCAACCAGCACAAUCGACCACCCAGACCUGCGCCGAAGACCAGAUGACGUGACUGCAAGUGAAGAGCUCUGACCCCCGGCUGUCAUCUUCAAACACCCAUGUGUCAUUUCCCAUCACACACCUUAAAAUCCCAUGAGACAGAAAGUCCAUAUGUGACAAAUAAGCAUCAGGAAAUCUUGACUACAGUUUGUUGUCCAUUUAAAAGGUUGUGAAUAAUCUCUUUUGUGCUUGAAAUCAAAUUCCUUGAAUUGGAUGAAUGGAGUGCACCAGUGUUUUGAGAUGAUUGGAUCAGGCCUCAGUCAAGCAGUUUUCUGACAGUGUAAAUAUUUUUGUCAUUUUUUAAAAUGCUAUGAAAUUGUGAAUGGUAGCCAUGACAGAAACACACACACAAAAUGACCUUGAUGACAGUGGGACCUUGAGGGGAGUGUGGCUAUUAGUCAAUAUGGGGAAGACGCUGCACAAUAGAAUAUUUAUUGUCUCCUGUAGGUGAUAUUAAGUAAUGGGUUGUUAAUGUCUGUUGCAUAACCAGCUGCUACAAAGUGAAAAUACUUAACCAGUUGGUAGAGGAAGUGAUAAUGUCUGCACGGACCUCCACAAUAAAUGGAAUACAGUUAUAUGUGAA
Molecule: messenger RNA, 2556 nt
Organism: Pleuronectes platessa (European plaice)
Lineage: Eukaryota; Metazoa; Chordata; Actinopteri; Pleuronectiformes; Pleuronectidae
Gene: sars2
Product: seryl-tRNA synthetase 2, mitochondrial
Exons: 16
Coding region: 671-1981 (436 amino acids)
Biological process (GO): mitochondrial seryl-tRNA aminoacylation
Cellular component (GO): mitochondrion
Molecular function (GO): ATP binding; tRNA binding; serine-tRNA ligase activity
Source: RefSeq, a predicted model, not a curated record